This is a messenger RNA of Momordica charantia (bitter melon), 818 nucleotides long. RefSeq names its product peptidase. Lineage: Eukaryota; Viridiplantae; Streptophyta; Magnoliopsida; Cucurbitales; Cucurbitaceae. The record is from RefSeq and is a predicted model, not a curated record. Gene Ontology annotation, biological process: anther wall tapetum development. Gene Ontology annotation, cellular component: signal peptidase complex; endoplasmic reticulum membrane.
AGGUAACCCAUAAAAAGAAAAAAAAAAUGUAACGAUUGAAUAUUAAACUAAGUUCCCAGAAGAAAAUGAGGGAAAAAAAAAGUCAUUAAAUAUUGGAUGGCAAAGCAUUUAAAGAUGCAGAUUACAGUUGAAACCGAGCGGAGGCUAUUCAAAGGAGCUGUCAAAUAAAUGCAAUGACUAAAAGCAAUCUCCAAUCGGCAAACCCUAAACCCCGGCCCACACGCUCUCUGCAAUGGCUGCCACUUCCAAUUAUUCUCGUAAUUUCUCUUCCUUUCUGGCUCUGCAUCCAUGGCGGAAGACGCGGCUCUCAAAUCCUCCCUCGUUUUCUUGGCGGCGGUCGUCGUUGUCGUCGGAAUCGCCACGCAUUCUUUCACGAACAUGGCCGUAACUUAUCUGGUCGGCGUUUUCGCGAUCGCCGGCGUUCUCUUGCCGGACUGGUGUUUCUUUGACCGCGAUUUCUCCCGGUGGACUUCUCCGGUCACCGCAGAGGAGAGGGAAUCAGAUCGGAUCUCGACCGGAUCUCAGUUACGGAGGUUUAGGAUUUAUCCAAUCAGACUGAUUGUUUACACCAUAGUUUACAGUUUUGCUCUGUACAAAUGGUGGAAAUUCAUUUCCAGCUAAUCCACUUCCCUUCUGCAGUUGGCUAGUUGCUAUUCCUACAGAUAAUUUUCUUUUUCUUUUUCCUUUUUUCUCUUCAGUAAAAUAAAUCUUUGUGAUUUUGGUAUUGAUUUAUGUCACAUGAAAAACCUAGUAAAUAAAUCAAAACUUGUAUUAGUUGUUUGUAGUAUAUAUUCUAAUCAUCGUUUUUUUUUAUUAAA